AUGUCUUUCAAGGCAGCUCUCCACGCUCAAAGAAUCGUGCUUGAUGGUGCGUUAGGAACACAAUUGGAAGAGACAAUCCCCCGGGAAAACCCUCUAUCUGUAAAAGGUCUGCCACUCUGGUCAGCUAAAGUACUUAUCCAAGAACCUUCCAUGAUCACCAAGAUCCACCAGAGCUAUUUGGAGAAAGGAGCGUCCGUAUUGAUCACGUCGCUGUACCAGGCAUCUCUUCAGACACUUCAGAAGCACGAGAACAUGUCAUUAGAACAGUCCCGCCAAGUGUGGAAGAAAUCCAUUGAUUGUGUCAAAGAUGCGGUCAAGUUGGUGAAUCCAACUUCAAAAGUGUUCAUUGUGGCGUCCAUUGGGCCCUACGGCGCAUUUUUGGCCAAUGGAGCCGAAUAUAGCGGCGAAUACGGUGAUAUGUCGAUCGAUAAAUUGUGUGAAUAUCAUCGAGAGAUGCUCGAAUACUUCGCUGCUAGUGAUGAUGUGGAUUGUAUCGCAUUUGAGACCAUUCCCAAGUUCGAGGAGGUCAAGGCCAUUCUCAAGUUGGCAGAUGAAGUUUUGAGUAAUUGCAGAAAGGAAUUUUACAUCACAUUGAGUUGUAAGAACUCAGCAAUGUUGGCUGACGGUACACCAUUAACUGAUGUGUUCACUUACAUGCUUAGUGAAGACUUCAGCAAGACUGUCAGGGAUUGCUUUGUUGCAACCGGUUGUAACUGCGUACCAUUUGAAGAUGUUGCGGAGUUCAUCUCCAAUGCUAACAAGACUGCUGUUUCUCUUAAUGUCGAGCCCUUGACCCUCAUUGUGUAUCCAAACUAUGGCUUCGAGAAUGAUAUGAGUGAUGUGAGUCAAUACGUAUUCAAGAAGUCUAGCGAAAAGUGGGCCCAGGCUGUGGAAAAAUGGUGCCUGUUUACAAACGUUAGAGGUAUUGGGGGCUGCUGCAGCACUGGACCAGAAGAAGUGGCUCAGAUAUGCAAAAUCGUCGAACAACAUAAUCAUUAG
This is a messenger RNA of Sungouiella intermedia, 999 nucleotides long. NCBI's taxonomy places the organism in Eukaryota, Fungi, Ascomycota, Pichiomycetes, Serinales, Metschnikowiaceae. The record is from the annotation of a GenBank genome assembly.